Molecule: messenger RNA, 2037 nt
Organism: Cyclospora cayetanensis
Lineage: Eukaryota; Apicomplexa; Conoidasida; Eucoccidiorida; Eimeriidae
Exons: 4
Coding region: 1-2037 (678 amino acids)
Source: RefSeq, a predicted model, not a curated record
AUGGCAACAUUAACAGCUGGUGGAUGGUCAGCAGUUCCAGCAGCAGCACAGGGCAGCCCAGUCAAUGAUUCUGUAAUAAUAACAACAGACAACGCCGAUACCCAGCAACUUAGCACUAUUUCUGCGUACGAGCAAGACGAGAACCAGGUGAACAUCAGCGAAAUCACGGAGAUAUCCAGUCUGGAAUUGGAGCAACCCGCACAUAGCAGGUACACCGUGCCAGUGGUUGCGGCAGGCAGAUUUGCGGCCAUUCAGGAAGAAGAAACUCAAGCAAUUGGUCCAAACGUAGAGGUGCAAAAAGAAGCAGAAGAUGGUGAAAUAUCGCAGGAGUUAAUAGGAGGCACAAUCAAUGUGCGGCCGAUGGCUGCUGAGGAUAUCACAGUUGCAGUGGUAAGCGAUGAGACAGACCUCACCGAAACAGGUACACGAGAAGGGGAGAGGCAAAAAGAGGUAAGUGAAUCAGCUCAGGCCGAAGCUUACGACGAAGGUGGCGAUGCACAGGGGGAAGAUUCGAGCACAUCAGCAAAAGAAGGUAAAAAGGAAAAGGAGGGUGAAUCAGGAACUGAAGGAAGAGAGGAAGAAGAGGGUAAAUCAGGCAACGCUGGAGAGGAAAGGAAGGGUAGAUCUGAAGACGAAGAGGAAGAGGAGGAUGAAUUUGAAGGUGGAAUGGAAGCGGAGGGUGAAUCAGAAGAAGAGGAUGUAGAAGGCGCUACGGAUGACGACGAAAGCAAUGAAAAUCAAUGGCAUAUCAGCCAUUUAUUCGUUGGAACAGCGUAUGAGUUGCCUGUACACCUCAGACCCAGGGAAGGCGGAGCAGAUCCAGGCUAUCUAAAACUGGUGCUUGACGAGAAGGUGUUCAAUGCUUUACUUAGCAACGGCCUUCAGCAAAGAGACGCAGACGCAGAAGAAGAAGAGAGCGAUGGAAGAGCAACUGCUGCUGAAGCAGCAGAAACUUGGGACCCCAAGAAAGGGCCUCAAAAAAACGGGGUGUACAUGGUUUGCUUCGUAAGAGAUGAACACGAAUUAGAAAUGCGCUUUGAGAGAGCCAUGGAGCUAGGGGAGGGUGUAUACGUGCCCCUUCAACGCAUGACGGAUUUUGGAAGGCACAAAGAUUACACUCGGGGAAAUCCUGGCAUACAAGAGACGCAGCUUUCCGCGGCGCAUUAUGCUUCUGCACUGUCUGACUGGGGCGAGUCGUAUUUUUCCAAAUUAAAAGAACUGAAGGAAAAAUCGAAACUGAAAGUUGCUGCCAUGCUUAUAGGUUACCCAAAUUACGAAGUCCUAGACAAAUAUAUGAAGAAAUAUCCUGGGCUCUUCGACGGGGUUUACUUCAAUUGGGAGGAUGGCGAAUCUGCAUGCAUGAACAACCUAGGGCGUCCCCCUAAAACAAACAAAUCCGGGGAAAACACGUACUGGGCCGAUAAACCUGAUUUUUUCUUUCGGUACUUUAUGGGGGGUCAAGAUGGAGGCGUCUGCAUGUUAAAAGACGGGAGGAACUACAUCAGAGAUGUUCCCGUCAAUGUAGGAAGAGAGCUGGCUCUGCCUGACAACGUUCUUCCUGUCUUUCCGUGUUUCAGCGGGAAUGAGGGAAUAUGCUACAAAGCCUUUUCUAAAUAUAUUGAAGCUGCAUGUGACGAUAAACUUCAGAGAUACAGUUUUGCGAUCUAUGACAGGCACUCCGACAGAAUGCGACUGAUGCUCGAGGAAGGCUGCAAAAACAUCAACCAGAAACAAAUGAUGACCCAACGCGGCGAGUCAGGCCAAACCAGAUCGCACAAAGGAGAGGAAUUUCGCGUGGAAAGAGGACAGUAUUCAAACGAGGGAGAAAGGAGGGGUAAGGUGACGGCAAGUGCUACCUCCGGUGAACUGGAAAACACCAGAAACCAGCGAAGAAUGGCAGUCCUCACCCCUUUCGGCGGAGCAGCAAUAGCAGAGAAAUGGCUUCUCGCUGCUUCCUCCCGAAUAGAAUAUAGUGUUUCAUAUACAUGUUGUGGGCACUGCAAUAAGGUGUACGGCCUUUUGAAAGAAAGCGCGUAA